This is a messenger RNA of Sipha flava (yellow sugarcane aphid), 522 nucleotides long. RefSeq lists its product as uncharacterized. NCBI's taxonomy places the organism in Eukaryota, Metazoa, Arthropoda, Insecta, Hemiptera, Aphididae. The record is from RefSeq and is a predicted model, not a curated record. The coding region runs from base 1 to 522 and encodes 173 amino acids. The transcript has a single exon.
AUGCACCAUCAAAAAGAAUUUGAUGAAGAUAUACAGAAGCUAGAAAUUAUUUCAUAUUACAAUAGAACUAAGGGAGGUGUGGAUGCAUUAGAUGAAAAAUGUUCGGUGUACUGUACCGGUCGUCGUACUCGCCGAUGGCCAUUGGCAAUAUUUUAUCGUCUUUUAGAUAUCUCUAGUGUAAACUCAUUUGUCUUACACAAUUCAUUUAAAAAUAAUUCUAUAUUAUCAAGAUCUGAUUUUAUGAAAAAACUUGCAUUUGAACUAGUGAAGCCUGAAUUAGAACGGAGAUACGAAAAUGGUUGCAUUUUGCGAGACAUAAGAUUUAGUAUAGGAAGAGUUCUAGGAAAGAGUAAAAAUCUAAAAGACACGCCAUUAUACGAAGGUAAAUUGAAAAAACAAAAAACUUGCCGCAUAUGUCCGCCUAAACUAAAAAGGAAAACGACAUUCCAGUGCUACCUUUGUGGAGACCCAAUAUGUCUACAAUGCUGUAAAACAGUUUGUUCUAAAUGUAUGGGAUGCUAA